AUGGCUCCCCAGAAGCAACUGGUCAUCAAACUGACCUCCUUUCGCUACAAGAAAGAAGGUAUAUCUUGGAAGGAGUUCCAUGAAUACGGCGCCAGACAACAUGCACCCAAGGCUGCCCGUAUCCAGGAGAGACACGGCGCCUACAAGAUCACACACGUAUACACCCCACCAAUCACCAAGAGCCUCAUCACCGAGAAACUUCCCUGGGCUCUCCGUCCCGGCUGGAAACUCGACGACCACGACGUUUCGAUCUCGAUGUAUGUGCCAAAUCCCGAAACACUGCAGGCAAUAAUUGCAGAUCCGGAGUUCCAGAGUCUCGUGGCUGGGGAGGACCAUAUCCUGGACCAGGAGCGGGCCACGGUGACCGCCGGCUGGGAGGAGGUGUUUCUUGAUGAGGGCAAGAUUGUGGAUAUUGAGCGCGAGAGUUGGGAGGCUUUUACGGCUCUGGGUCAGGACUGUGAGAAGACGUCUGCUCCUGAGGAUGUUCGUAUCUAG
Messenger RNA from Aspergillus tubingensis, 495 nucleotides. Its product is annotated as EthD domain-containing protein. The transcript is spliced from 2 exons. Bases 1 to 495 code for a protein of 164 amino acids. Lineage: Eukaryota; Fungi; Ascomycota; Eurotiomycetes; Eurotiales; Aspergillaceae. The record is from RefSeq and is a predicted model, not a curated record. Gene Ontology annotation, molecular function: oxidoreductase activity.